This is a messenger RNA of Myxocyprinus asiaticus (Chinese sucker), 5246 nucleotides long. Its product is annotated as WD repeat-containing protein 20-like. The coding region runs from base 182 to 2158 and encodes 658 amino acids. The transcript has 4 exons. NCBI's taxonomy places the organism in Eukaryota, Metazoa, Chordata, Actinopteri, Cypriniformes, Catostomidae. Gene Ontology annotation, molecular function: protein binding. The record is from RefSeq and is a predicted model, not a curated record.
UCAUCAUCAUCAUCCGGAGCUCUCAGGCGGUUCGGGCAGAUGCGUUCGGCCGCUCCGGUUCGAGUCCACGGGCGACGCAUGCAGCGCCGCUCCCAUCGCGCUUGUAGUUUUCCCGCAUUAUUUCCAGGUCAGAGGCGUCAGCAGCGCGGCGUUUCCUGUGUGCGGCGCGUCUGGACUAAAGAUGGCCGGAGAUGGAGGCGCUCUGAAGGAUAUCAACGAGAUUAAAUCACAGUUCCGGACGCGGGAGGGAUUCUACAAGCUGCUCACACUCUCCGACUCGCAGCAGCGGGCCGGGCUGCUGCGGGGGCCCUCGGCGGGCGUCACGGUGGGUCCCGGUACGGGCACGGGCUCCAUCACGGGCGGCGGUGCUGCUGUUGGGCUGGUGCAGGGGCCCGGGUCCGCCACCGCCGCCGCGGCCAACUCCUCUCCGGGCUUCCUGCCGCCAGUUCGGGUGUCGAUGGUGAAGCUGAAGCCGGAGGACCCGAGCGAGGAAUCGGAGCGAGUGUGUUUCAACAUCGGCAGGGAACUUUACUUCUACACCUAUACGAACAUUAAAAAGGCAGUGGAUCUCAGUAAGCCUAUAGACAAGCGCAUAUAUAAGGGCACACAGCCGAUGUGUCACGACUUUAAUCAGUAUUCGGCGACAGCUGACAGCGUGGCUCUCAUUGUGGGCUUCUCUGCUGGACAGGUGCAGUAUCUGGACCCUAUCAAGAAAGAGACCAGCAAGCUCUUCAAUGAGGAGAGGCUGAUUGACAAAUCAAAAGUGACGUGUCUAAAGUGGCUGCCAAAGUCAGAGAACCUGUUUCUGGCAUCCCACGCCAGCGGUCACCUCUACCUCUAUAACGUGGAGCACCCGUGUGGCACCACCGCACCGCAGUACUGUCUGCUACGCCAGGGCGAGGGAUUCGCCGUCUACUCCUGCAAGACGAAGACCCCUCGUAACCCGUUACUCCGCUGGGUGGUGGGCGAGGGUGGGCUGAACGAGUUCGCCUUCUCGCCCGAUGGUGUCCAUGUCGCUUGUGUCGGCCAGGACGGCUGUCUCCGUGUCUUCCACUUCGAUUCGAUGGAGUUGCAGGGCGUGAUGAAGAGUUACUUUGGCGGCCUGCUGUGCGUCUCGUGGAGCCCCGACGGGAAGUAUCUUGCGACAGGUGGAGAGGACGACCUGGUCACGGUGUGGUCAUUUGCUGAGAGUCGCGUGGUAGCUCGCGGUCACGGUCACAAGUCUUGGGUCAACGUUGUGGCGUUCGAUCCCUUCACUACCAACUUAGAAGAUGACGAACCGAUGGAGGUCAGCGGCAGUGAAGAGGAUCUCCAGCAGGGGGCACUGCAUUUUGGUCGUGUACGCACCAGCAGCACGCUCUCACGCCUCUCGCGACACAGUUCUAAAGGUGGCGCGUCUUCGGUGUCAUAUCGUUUCGGAUCGGUUGGGCAGGACACACAGUUCUGUUUGUGGGAUCUAACAGACGAUAUUCUGUAUCCUCGCCUACCGCUCUCACGUGCCCUCACAAACACAUUUGGCCCCACAAUCCCAUCAUCUGGUAGCGCAACUAUAAACAACACAAGUGGAAGUAGCGGGGUUGAAGGUCACCAUCACCCCUCCAACCCCCACCAGACGUCAACGCUGCCUCUUCCAUUGCCUCGUUCACUAUCCCGUUCCAAUUCACUCCCACACCCCGCUGUCGCCAACACUUCCAAGAGCCAGGUGGCGACAGAGAGCGGAGUAACGGGAGGCAGCAGUAGCGGAGGCGCUAGCACUCCGUUUAGCAUCGGUCGCUUUGCAACGCUGUCGCUACAAGAGCGCAAAUCGGACAAAUCAGGGGUGGGCGGGGAAAAGGAGCACAAGCGUUACCACAGCCUUGGAAACAUUAGCAAAAGCAACGAUAAGAUCAAUGUCCCACCACGCAGUAACCGACUGGACGGUGCUAAAGUUCUGGGCACCACGUUGUGCCCGCGCAUGAAUGAAGUACCGCUUCUGGAGCCGUUGGUGUGUAAGAAAAUCGCUCAUGAGCGUCUUACCGUACUUGUCUUCAUGAACGAUUGCAUCAUCACGGCGUGUCAAGAAGGCCUCAUCUGUACUUGGGCACGACCGGGCAAAGCGCACCCGUCUCAACCACUGUCGGCACAGAACGGAAACUCACCGAGCGGGACCGUGGUAUAGCCGGAGUGCCGACAUCAUUCUGAAGAGCUGACUUCCAAUUUCUGCAAUCCAGAGCCAACCAUUCACAGUGUUGCACCCAAAAGUGUCCGCCGUUUACGCUGUCUAGUUUAGUUGCACAUUAGCAUCGUGUAGUCAUCAACACACACCGUGAACACGCAAGAACUACGAUACACAACAAAGACUUUCUCUACAUUAAUCUCUGCUUUGCUGCGGACAGACUGCAAACAAUCGAGACUUUUGUUUGUAGAAUCUCCACUAGCCUCGCAUCGCAGCGAAUUACCCUGCAAAAGCCACGGCCGUUGUAUUUUCUAUUUAUUUAUUUGAUCAUUGCGAUUUAUAUACAGUAUGUACAUAUUCAGACUACUCUAUAAGGGCAGAGGACAACAUGUAUUGAAAAAAUUAACUCAAAUAAUUAAUAUAUGAAGAUCCUAUUUUGUACAUAGUGACAGAUGCAUUGAAUGUUUGAUGAGAUUAGGGGAUUAAUGAUUUAAUGUUAUUGUGUGCUAGUGCUUUGAAAGCUGUCAACGUGAGAUGUUAGUUGAGAAAGUGCACCAUUUGCUUUGCCGUUUGGCCGAAGAGAGUCAAGCACACUUGUCAGAACACUAGAAUAUUGUGUGGAGUUUUCCACCUCAUAGCAUACAAUUGCUACGGAUAUUUAUGUGUAGGUUAAUGUGUUCCUGAAAAGGUUUAAUAAGGUCUGAACGAUUUCACAUAUUUACUAAGUUUUUGCCAAGUAAACAAUGUCGCCGCUGAAUGGAAACUGAAGUUUAUCGCCAUUUUCACUUGACUGUUUCGAGUUAGCUGAAUCUUGAAAUUUGCCUAGUUGAAUGCAGCUCAGACUUAAUCGAAAUGAGAUUGUUCUUUGUAGUUAAGCAACACAUUUACACUAUUGUAGCGUGGAGUAUGUAGGUGCUAUAUCCUACACCUGCAAUGACUCUUGCAAUAUUUUUGCACAUUUACAAGUUGAUUUUAACACAUUGGAGGAGAGUUGGUAUCACUGAGCUAGCCAGCUAAUGAUAGGUUUCAAUAUAUAUAUAUAUAUAUAUAUACAUAUAUACUGUAUAUCAGUGUAUUUUGUAAUGCAGACUUCUUGAAAGGAUAGUGUCAUAUAAUUACUAAUUACAUUUGACACCCUAUAAGAUAUUUACCAUUCAAGCACUAAGCAGAUUAAGUGCUAGGAACAAGUGAGCAAACCAGCUUUGGCAUCUUUUUCACAAUAAACCCACUAUGACCAAGUGCAUUUCUAUGCUCAAUACUGCUCCUGUAAAUACAUGUUUUAAAAUGUGUAUAUCACACACACUGUCCAUUAGAGCUAUAGGUGUCUUUGAAAUCAGAUAGAUUUUGGAAAUGUUUUGAGGAGCAUCAGUUUCUUAUUAAAUUAUAAAUAAUAAAUGCCUUUACAAACAUCGAGAGUUCUGGCAAACUUGCGGCAAACUCUUCAUUGUCGCCAAAGGUUUGCUGGAGGUUCUGAAGAGCUGCGAACUUCUGGCAACAUUUGUGGCGAAUCAGAAUCUCAUUUGCAUGAGUGGGAAAUUUAGUUUGUUAGAACACUAGAUUUUUUGUAAGGAUGGCCUUUUACUAAAAUGCACUGGUUUGGAUUUACGACUGCAUGUGCACCUGUAUCUCUAAUGCUAGCAAAAGUUUGCUUGAUCAGUUUGGCUACAUUAGUGGUCCAUGAAUGGAAAUGUUUCACCAAGAGGCUGAAUUCUGAGCUUUUGCUCUGAUUUUCUCCCAUUUUCUCCCCAAUUUGGAAUGCCCAAUUCCCAAUGCGCUCUAAGUCCUCGUGGUGGUGUAGUGACUCGCCUCAAUCCGGGUGGCGGAGGACGAAUCUCAGUUGCCUCCGCGUCUGAGACCAUCAAUCCACGCAUCUUAUCACGUGGCUUGUUGAGCGCAUUACCACGGAGACGUAGCGUGUGUGGAGGCUUCACGCUAUUCUUCGCGGCAUCCUCGCACAACUCACCACACGCCCCACCGAGAGCGAGAACCACAUUAUAGUGACCACGAGGAGGUUACCCCAUGUGACUCUACCCUCCCUAGCAACCGGGCCAAUUUGGUUGCUUAGGAGACCUGGCUGGAGUCAUUCAGCACACCCAGGAUUCGAACUCGCGACUCCAGGUGUGAUAGUCAGUGUCAAUACCCGCUGAUAUACCCCCAUUUGCUGUUUUAGAACAUGUGAACCUACUGAACUCCAAUGUGUUUUGUGCACAUACAUGUGAUCAUUCCAACCAGAACACGGUGAACAAUGAGUAUUAGCCCUUACAGUAUAUACUUGUUUUCAUUUUUUAAAAUGUCUUCUGUAUUUUUAAAGUGUAUAUUUUUUUGCACAUUUUUAUUUCAGACAUUUUGACUUCUGUUUUGUAUGGCAUUGUAACUUGUCUUUCUUGUUAACUGGAGAAAUGAACCAACCUUGCCAACUGCUUACCCUCUGUUUGAUCUCUCUUGUUUUCUUAAUUCUCUUUCCUGUUUGUUUGGAAAAGAAUCCAGUGUUGAAGGUUCAUUAGUCUCUUAAGUACUGUGUAAAAGCUAACCGUUGACUGCUGGAAAACAAAAUAACACUGUUACAAAUGGAGCUCUUUAAGGAUCCACAUUUGACUACACUGAAACUGAAACUUCCUGCAUUGCUGUAAGAGCGUCCUGCCUCGUGAACGUAUGAAAAUGGAUGAUGUUUGGUGUAAGGUGGGAGAAACUCAUUCCUCCAUACUGCUUUUCUUUUAACUCGUUUUUUCACUGCAUGUGUUUUUAUUUGGCACACAGUUAUAUGCCUGAGUCUGGUGACGUGGCGAACAAUAUCCAGUUUGUAUUUGGGAAUCUCUUAUUAAAACAUCAAAUACUCAUGCAUUGUAUUGUUAUUUGGUAUUAACAUAAUUACUUUCUAACACCAGAUGCUUUUAUUUAUUUUUACUAAUUUAAAAAUUAAAUGUGUCUGAUCUAGAAGGUUUCUACGCUACCCUUAUUAAUUAUUAAUAGUAUGAAUUCUUGCAAAAACCCUAAAGUUAAAUGUUACCAAACAAUACGCAAUGGUGUGGGAAAGAAGUGUUAUUGCUCCUGGGACAUGCAAAUUAAUUAAUUUAAUUUACUGUCAUCAUUC